CAUAAUGCUAAGCGGGGCGAUGCUCCGGGCCACAUUCCAUUCGUGGGGAUUGUUCCAUUGCUGUUGCUGUACAUCGGGGCCGUGUUCCGAUACUAUGGGGACCAGUGCCGUCUGCAUCUCUUUGCUCUUCGCCUGUUUUGUAAACUGUGCAGAUGGCACUGAAUUAAAUAAAUGGGCGAAUAAUGGAAUCAACAGUUACCGCAUUAGCUGGAGUAGGACUGCUGAGAUGAUGGAGGGGAAUACAGACUCAGUUUCCUCAAUCACUCCUGCCAUCCCAGAAAUUAAUUUGAUGAAGCUCAGUGGCACUCCAUCCGUGACAAUACAACACCGAGACUAUACGCAAUACUUCAGCGACUAUCAUACCAAGACUCUUUAUGAUUGUGUGUAUUCCAUUUUCUCAAGAGUGCAUUCAGACCGGAAUGUUUAUCCAUCUUCUGGUGUCCUUUUUGUCCAUGUUUUGGAGAGAGAAUAUUUUAAAGGGGAAUUUCCUCCAUACUCCAUGAAAGUCGCUGAUGCUCGAAAUGAUCCUAUAACAUUUAAGACAAAUCUGAAAGGAUAUCCAGACAGACCUGGCUGGCUGCGAUAUAUUCAAAGAACUCCAUACAGUGACGGAGUGCUUUAUGGGUCACCAACCAUUGAGAACGCUGACAAAACGACAAUCAUUGAGAUCACUGCCUAUAACAGACGAACGUACGAAACAGCAAGGCAUACUUUGGUUGUCAACAUAAUGGCUUCAGAUGAUUACCCUUUGCCCUAUCAAGCGGAGUUCUUUGUGAAAAACAUGAAUGUGGAAGAGAUGUUGGCAAGUGAGGUUAUUGGUGAUUUCCUGGGAGCUGUGAAGAAUGUUUGGCAACCUGACCGCCUCAAUGCCAUUAACAUUACCUCAGCACUCGAUCGGGGUGGGCGAGUGCCUCUGCCAAUCAACAAUAUGAAGGAAGGGGUUUAUGUCAUGGUGGGGACAGAUGUGACUUUCUCAUCGUGUCUAAGAGAAGUGGAGACCCCACAAAACCAGCUGAAGUGUAGUCAGGAGAUGGAACCAAGCAUAAGCUGUGACAAGAAAUUUAGGGCUCAGUUUGACAUUGACUGGUGUAAACUGUCUUUGGUCGACAAGUCAAAAAUGCCUUCUGUCAGUAAGGAACUGAUUCGGGGAGAUGGUGUUCUGCCUGAUGACGGAGAGUAUAAACCACCUUCCACUAACCUGAAAAGCAAGGACUAUUACACAGACUUCGUGAUUACAUUGGCGAUACCAGUAGCCGUUGCUCUGGUGCUUUUUGUUAUCCUUGGUUACAUCAUGUUCUGCCGCCGAGAAGGAGUGCAAAAGAGAGACAUGCAAACACCAGACAUCCAGUUGGUUCAUCAUAGCUCCAUUCAGAAGUCAACCAAGGAGCUUCGGAACAUGUCAAAGAACCGAGAAGCAGCUUGGCCCCUUUCCACUCUGCCUGUGUUUAAUCCUGUAACUGGUGAGAUCAUACCACCCCUUCAUCAUUCAGAUAACUGUGACACCUCCAACAUGCCUCUCAUGCAGACACAACAGAAUCACCCCUUACAGACCCAACUGCCCCAGCAACAAGGUGCAGGAGAAUAUUAUAUGUCGACAUUUCUACAAUUUGAGGUAAAUGGCAAACCUGAGGAAGGAAAACUGAAUGAAGCAUUUACUUGAUACAAUUCCACUUGGGAAAAGGUCAUUCUUCUUCUGUAUACUGACCAAAUGCAUGAUUUGUUUUCACGGUGUGCUGAUGUGCAUGACAGCGUAAGUGGGGGUACAAUGUGAGUUUGUCAAGUAUUUGAUACCAGUGUUCUAAAUUGCUCCACAUAAAUGUUGUAGUUGCUUUGUGUGUAGAAUUAUAAAAGUUGGUAAUUUUAUUUAAUUUUUGCUAGAAAAAGCUAGCCCUUCAAUGGGUAAGCUGUGUUAUUGACAGAAUUCCUUCUGUCUAUGACUUGCCUAAAGUCUAAACAGUGUUUUAAUCAUGCAAUAAAUGUGUUUAUGAAAAACA
Molecule: messenger RNA, 1994 nt
Organism: Stegostoma tigrinum
Lineage: Eukaryota; Metazoa; Chordata; Chondrichthyes; Orectolobiformes; Stegostomatidae
Gene: sgce
Product: sarcoglycan, epsilon
Exons: 14
Coding region: 5-1660 (551 amino acids)
Cellular component (GO): sarcoglycan complex; membrane
Source: RefSeq, a predicted model, not a curated record